Messenger RNA from Aureobasidium pullulans EXF-150, 801 nucleotides. RefSeq lists its product as uncharacterized. The annotation marks the transcript as partial. NCBI's taxonomy places the organism in Eukaryota, Fungi, Ascomycota, Dothideomycetes, Dothideales, Saccotheciaceae. The transcript is spliced from 2 exons. The record is from RefSeq and is a predicted model, not a curated record.
AGCAUGGAUCUCGUGGUAUCAAGAUAUGAUGAAUCCGCAUAUUCGGUUGCUAGCUACAUUGGCCCAAUACUGAACAUGACACCUCUCUCCGGGCUCACAACACGCGUCAUCAUCUACAGCACCGGUCAAGAUGAACCGGAAGACCUCCGCGACGACUUACGACAUCACUUACCCUUCAACGUCGAUGUCAUCGUCAGACAGCGUCCCAAUGUCGGUCGAGAAGGUGCUGCCUUUUUGCACCACAUCACGACAGGGUGGCAGGACCCCGCUGACCAUACUCUUUUCAUGCAAGCUGAGUUACACUACUCAUGGAGCGUUCGGCGGAGGAUACAAGACUACCUUGUUCCCAACACUGGCUUUCUUUCCCUGUCGGAUGAUCAAUGUUGGGACCAUUCCACCUGGUCAGAGAGUCCGGACGUUCUGAAGAGCAUCUACUCACGAGCGAAUCCAACACUACGUCAAGGAUACACAUUGACGUACCGAGGCCAAUUCAUCGCGUCACGCCAUCGUAUCCACACUCAAGACAAACAACUCUUCCAAGACCUGCUGGAUGAGUUUGUCAACCCCCGCAGCGUGGCACACAGCUCUGGUUAUGCCGAGCAUCCUUGGCUUCCUGGGAAGUCGGACAGUAUGAACCGACCGUUGUUUGGAUAUACCAUCGAACGCCUUUGGGGUGUUCUUAUGCAAUGUUCUGAUGUACAGCUGGCGUAUAGAUGCCCAAGUCUUUUGUCAUCUGCGAUUGGAUCAGUCUUGCAUACCAGCACUCCGAUCUUGCAAGACUGUCAAUGUCUUGAUCUCGAU